AUGUUCAGCCUUAUCUGCAUCUUCUCCCUUAUUGCGGCUGCUUCAGCAGGGAUUGUACAUCCAGCCCCAUUAAUAGCACCUGGAGUUCCUGCACCAAUAGUUACUGCACGGAGUAGUCAAGUAAUUGCAAGGAAUUACAAUACAUUUGCGGCAGCUCCUUUGGCUUACACUGCGCCAGCUGCUCUUGCUGCACCAGCUGCCAUUGCUGCUCCAGCGGCUAUUGCUGCACCAGCUGCUUUUGCUGCUCCAGCAGCCCAUCCAUUUGCAUACUCCGUACCAGCUCAUCCAUUUGCGUACUCUCUACCAGCUCAUCCACUUGCAUACACUGCACCAGCAGUCGCAUCUGGACCAUUAGUUUUUAAAAAGUAA
Messenger RNA from Cotesia congregata, 369 nucleotides. NCBI's taxonomy places the organism in Eukaryota, Metazoa, Arthropoda, Insecta, Hymenoptera, Braconidae. The record is from the annotation of a GenBank genome assembly.